Molecule: messenger RNA, 1425 nt
Organism: Anthostomella pinea
Lineage: Eukaryota; Fungi; Ascomycota; Sordariomycetes; Xylariales; Xylariaceae
Source: the annotation of a GenBank genome assembly
AUGGAUAUCCUGUUCCCCCCUGAAGUGCUGCACCUGAUCUUUUCGCACCUGCCGUCAUCAGAAGCGCGGUCUGUACGACGCUGUUCCAAGACCUUUGCGGAUAUUGGUGCUUACCAUGGCUUCAAAAAGAUCAGCUUAUUUCUCUGCCGGGCUGACUUCAUGAAACUGGGUGCUGUGGCUGAUCACCCUAUCAUCAGCAAGAGUGUCAAAACACUCGUUUACAAUGCCGCCAACCUUAUGGAGCCAGCGUUGACUUUGGGAGAAUAUAUCGAAAGAACCAGCUCCCCUGCAUUCCGCCCUCAAGUCGAAAUUACUGAGCCGAACUGGCUUCCUGAGACAGCAUUGCUGAAGGAGCGGCUACGGACCUUUGCCUUCUCUACCUUCUCUGAACGAGAGCGGAUAUCCGCCGAGGACAUUGCUGAGAAUUAUGCCCAGUACCUCAAGGCUGUCCACGAACAACGCCGUAUCCUGGCAACCAAAGAGGAUUUCGUCUUGUUCAAAGACACCCUCCCAAAGCUGACCACUCUACGAAGCAUCGUGGUAUUCAAUCACGCUUGGUAUACGGGUGACACCACCCCAAAGUCGCCGUUCGAUGCGUUCUUCUGCUACAGUCUAAUCUCGCACGAGCCACAUGGAGCUCGGCAAACGGAAGCAAUACUGCACGGAAUCAGGGACUCGGGUAUAGAGCUAGACCACUUCAAAGCUGGUGUCCUCGACUUAGGCUUAAUCGGAAGACCAUUCUUCGACGGGAUCCGUGAAUCCUGCCGGAAAUUGAGGAGGAUUAAUCUGGUCUUUGACGUUGUUGACCCCGUAUUUGACGACGGACCUGAAGAUACAGGCAGGUAUGUCAGAAGAGCCCGCGAGAAGGUCGAUACAGGCGUCAUUGCACAUUUUCUCAAGUCUAUUCCUAGCCUGUCCGAGAUAUAUAUCGGAUUCAGCAUGUCAAAGGGGUCCGUGACCAUGCGCGCGGGUUAUCCCGCCGAUCUACCCCGUGUCUUGGUACCCGGAUUCAGAUGGCAUGAGUUGCAGCGCAUUGGUCUGGUUGGUAUCGAAACCGAGCGGCAGGACAUGAUGGCAUUUUUCGAGCUGCAUAAGGAUACACUCCGAUCUGUUACCCUCCGCAAUUGUCAACUCAUCAGCACCUCCUGGACUCGACUCUUCCGGCAGAUGAAGAACUCGCUGAAGCUCGAAGACUUUCAUGUAUCGGGCAAACUCAGGGGUCUGCCAGAAGCGGAAGAAGAUUACCCAGGGGAAGACAUUGAUAUUAAUGAUGAGGGCCCGGGCGCGUCGAAUGAGUGGUUCUGGCUAGGCGAUCUUGCGACCGAAAAAGACUCUCUAGCUAGAGAUUUGUCGUCUUGGUUCCUUCGUGAUUCAGCGUAUCCCUUGACUCAACUUUUCAUGGAGGACCCCGGACGAUUUACCUGA